AACAGUGCGGUUACAGUAUUGGUAUGUAUACGUUAUAUGGUAAUAUACACCUAAAUAUUGAAUAGUUGCGCUUCAUCCGUUUCUUGUUAAUAUACGUCAUAAUAUCAUUAUAUUAUAAUUUUUUUUCGGGAUAUAGACUAGUGAUUUGUUUUCUGCAUACAUACCAAUGUAUUAAUAUAAUAAUGUAACAUUUUAUACGUAUUAUAAUAUAUUAGAUUUGUGGUGCCCGUCAAGCCGUCGACUGAGAUUUAGCUGUGUUGUUUUUUAAUCCCAUAUUUUUUGCAAUUUUGACGAGCUGAUCGUAGAUUGAGCAAUAUAAUGGGGUGGCCAUCAGGGUGGCCUGUAAAUAUUUUGGGUGGCCAGGCCACCCCUUAGCUACGUGCCUGUGGACUUGGAUGCUGGUGAAAUAUUAUAUGGACAUCACUGUGUGAUUAAAUACUACUCGAUAUGAGCGUUCCAGCGGUCGGCAGUGACGGCGACGGGAAGGCCGUGCGGGUGCGAGUGAUCGCACCUUCAUCCAUGGGCAAACCGUCGAACCUGGAGGCGUUCCGGAAGUUCUUCCGGGACGCUGGCAUUACGGCGCACGUCGCCGACUCGAUAUACCGGCCCGGCGCCGACCCGUUCUACGCGAACACCGACCAAUGCCGCGCGGACGACCUGGCGGACGCGCUGACGGACGACAGCACCGUACUGUGGUGCGCGCGCGGCGGCGAGGGCGCGUCCCGGCUGAUACCGUACCUGGAGGCGUUGCCGGCGGACCGGAAGCAGAAGAUCCGGGACGCCCGGAAAACUCUGGUCGGCUACAGCGACGCGACGGCGCUGCACGUGUACCUGCAGACGGUGUACGGUUGGCGGACGGUGCACGGCACGAUGUUGGAAAUGAUCGCCGACGGUGCGGUGGACGGCCGGUCGGUGAACGCGCUGAUGGUCCUGUUGACCGGCCAAUCGGGUCGGGUCCAGUACCUGCUGCGGCCGGUCGUCGCCGCCGCCGGUCGCCCGGACGGGCUGUCGCUGCGGGCCAAGGUGGCGGGCGGCAACAUGACGUUGGUCGAGAACACGCUGGGCACGGCGUUCGGCUUCCGGGGCGAAGGUAGGAUCGUGUUCUUGGAAGACGUCAACGUCGAACCGUACUCGUUGGAACGGAGCCUCGACCACAUGAAGCUGGCCGGCGUGUUCCGAGGCGCCGCGGCCGUCGUGUUCGGUACGUUCUCCGGUAUCAAAAAUCCGUCGGAAGAACACCUGUUGCCCCUGGUGUUCCAGCGGUUCGCCGCGACCGUACCGUUUCCAGUGUUCCGCGUCGAUGGCAUCGGUCAUGGUUACGUCAACGAUCCGCUGCCACUCAACACCGACGCCCGAGUGGACGGUCCGACGCUGUCCGACGCCGCCACCGGAACGCCGUUUUACACGCUGACCGUCGACAACGUAUAUGCUGACGCGGAACCGCUGACCGCCCGCACCGCUGGAUCAGCUGAGCUUAGCCAGUAGAUGACGGAACUACCGUACAGACGAUCGCGGAACGCGAUGUGGUUCUGGCGAAGGAGAGCUGCGGUCGUACUGCAGAAGGACUUUUUUUUUCACAAACGACUAAAUUGUAUAUACGCGCCUAAGUAUAUAUUAAGUCGAAUUUUGUUUUAAAUAAAAAUGGUCUUGAAAAUAGA
Molecule: messenger RNA, 1658 nt
Organism: Aphis gossypii (cotton aphid)
Lineage: Eukaryota; Metazoa; Arthropoda; Insecta; Hemiptera; Aphididae
Product: putative carboxypeptidase RC0549
Exons: 3
Coding region: 448-1485 (345 amino acids)
Source: RefSeq, a predicted model, not a curated record